Messenger RNA from Cyclocybe aegerita, 750 nucleotides. The record is from the annotation of a GenBank genome assembly. NCBI's taxonomy places the organism in Eukaryota, Fungi, Basidiomycota, Agaricomycetes, Agaricales, Hemipholiotaceae.
AUGUUCUCUUUCAGCAAAUUUCCCCAGCAAAAUUGGGUUCGAACACCAGUGGAAAUCGCAGUCCGCGUUGAAACUCAGGUACAAAACGAUGCGGAAGGUUAUUCCCACGGGGUUUCCUCAUCGCCCAGCACCCUCCAUCUGCCGCAGUUGUCCCCAUCUCCUGCAAAUCGACCUUCUCCUUCUCGAAUCUCGCAUAUGUCUCUGCCACGGGCAAAUUACGACCCUCGAAGGGUCUGCUUGAACCCAUUUCCCGAGUUUACGCUAGGAAAGCACCGUCGAACUGUUGGUGUUUACCUGGCAGGCGCCUUGUUCGCUCUGGCCAACUGGACAUUUAUUGACGCAGCAAUUCUCUCCGCUCACGCUAAAGCACCCUGGGGGGAUCCAGACAACGAUCCUCCUGUUCACGUCAGCUUUGUUGAUUGGAUCCCCGGCAUCUGCUCUCUGCUUGGAUACUUGGUGAUCAACCUCAUCGACAAGGACAGGGUUCGUGGCGAGGAUGGGUUUGGAGAUUCGAGAGCGGUGUGGAGGGCACGGUUGAUCCUGUUCAUCGGGUUUGCUUUGAUGGCUGGCGGGCUGGCUGGGAGCGUGACUGUGCUAGUCCUCAAGUAUAUCCUUAAAGGCCACCCCGAGCAGUUCGCCUACUACGGCUACGCCAACGUAUCACAAAGUGUUGCCCUAAUGCUCUCCGCCGUCGUACUUUGGAUUGCGCAGAACACCAGCAGCGAGUACGAAUACAACCUCACGCUGUAA